GCUGGGAUGGGGUAGGGGUGCCCGCCCAGGGCAGGACUCGACUCGCCCUGCACCAGCCUCGGUCUGGCUGCGGAGUCACCUCCUCCAGCUUCUCCCAGCCUCCCUCCCCGCCGGCCGGCGAGGCCCCGGCCCGUAAAGUCCUGCGCCCUUGUCAGCAGCGCCUUAGUCAGCCUCGCGUGAGCCGCGGCCGGAGUCCCCAUAAACUCCCGGCGUGGCCCGGCCCCCGAGUCGGCCCGCGAGGCCCACAGGCGGAGCCGGGCCGUGGCGCCGUGGGACCAGCCGAGGGGCAGGGCGGGCACAGAGCAGCCGCCUCGGGGGCCCACGGUCGUCUCCCGGGCCCCCUCAGGGCCCCCAGGACCUGGGGCCGCCUGCCGAUGAGCCAGGGCCCCCGGCAGCCGACGCCGGAUCGGGACCAUGUCUGGGAAACGGAGCCGAGCGCGGAAGCCCCGUGCCAGGAGGGCGGGCAGGGCCCAGCAGGCUCCGGGGCAGCAGGGCCCUGAGGCCCAGCCCCCGCCCCCCGACGCAGCGGGCCCUCCGGACCAGACAGGGGUGGCCCUUGCCGGGCACGUGACCGGCAGCCAGCCAGCUGCCCGGGGGCAUCCCGAGGCGGCCAGGCCAGAGCGGCCACAGACAGUGGAGAGGCCAGUGCCGGCCGCAGCUCCGGCGUCCGAGCUGGUACCAGUCCCCGCGGCGGACAUGGAGGACGGCCGGCCGGGGGGCCGCACGCACAGCCUGGGCGCCGAGCUGCUGAGGCUGCAGGAGGUCCAGCUGUGCCUGGCCCAGGAGCAGCAGCUGCUGGCGGACCGCCGGCGGCAGGUCCAGCUGCAGAUGCAGCUGUGGCAGGAGGAGCAGCUGUGGUGGGAGCAGCUGUGGCGGGAGGAGCAGCUGUGGCUGCAGCAGCUGCAGGAGGAGCAGGCCUGGGUGCGCAUGGAGGGGCUGGAGCUGGCCGUGGCCCUGGAGCAGCUCCAGAGCGAGGGCCUUGAGGUACUGCAGACCCAGGGCCAGGCCCCCGGCGGCAACAUGGCCCGCCGCUCCCAGAGCUCCUCGCAGGGGGACAACCCCCUGGCGCCAGGGUACCUGCCCCCUCACUACAAGGAGUACUACCGCCUGGCUGUGGACGCCCUGGCCGAGGGCGGGCCCGAGGCCUACAGCCGCUUCCUGGCCGCCGAGGGGGCGCCCGCCUUCCUGUGCCCCGAGGAGCUGGAGCACGUGAGCCGCCACCUGCGGCCCCCACAGCAUGUCGCCCCGGAGCCCCCCGAAGGCAGCCCGCCCGACGUGGACAUGGAUGGCUCCUCGGGCACCUACUGGCCCGUGAACUCAGACCAGGCGGUGCCUGAGCUGGACCUGGGCUGGCCGCUGACCUUCGGCUUCCAGGGCACGGAGGUCACGACGCUGGUGCAGCCACCGCCCCCCGACAGCCCCAGCAUCAAGGACGAGGCCCGGAGGAUGAUCCGCUCCGCCCAGCAGGUGGUGGCCGUGGUGAUGGACAUGUUCACCGACGUGGACCUCCUGAGCGAAGUGCUGGAGGCUGCCGCGCGCCGCGUCCCCGUCUACAUCCUCCUGGACGAGAUGAACGCGCAGCACUUCCUGGACACGGCAGAGAAGUGCCGGGUCAACCUGCACCACGUGGACUUCCUGCGGGUGCGCACAGUGGCAGGCCCCACCUACUACUGCCGCACCGGCAAGUCCUUCAGGGGCCACGUGAAGGAGAAGUUCCUCCUGGUGGACUGCGCCGUGGUGAUGAGCGGGAGCUACAGCUUCAUGUGGUCCUUUGAGAAGAUCCACCGCAGCCUGGCGCACGUGUUCCAGGGGGAGCUGGUGUCCAGCUUCGACGAGGAAUUCCGCAUCCUCUUCGCGCAGUCGGAGCCUCUGGUGCCCUCGGCCGGGGCCUUGGCCCGCAUGGACGCUUAUGCCCUGGCUCCGUACUCCGGGGCCGGGCCCCUGAUGGCCAAUCAGAUGAUCGGGGCGCCCACUCCUUUCUCCUUCCCCAAACGCGCGCACCUCCUCUUCCCACCGGCCCGGGAGGAGGGCCUCGGCUUCCCCUCCUUCCUGGACCCUGACCGCCACUUCCUGUCGGCCUUCCGCCGGGAGGAGCCGCGGAUGCCCGGGGGCGCCCUGGAGCCGCACAUGGGGCUGCGGCUGCCAUCGCGAAGGUGGGACGCGGAGGCCGGGCCCGGCGCCGAGCUCGCGGGCCCGCGGGGCUUCUUCCAGGCCCGGCAGCUGGAGAUGGACUCCUUCAAGCGCCACAGCUACGCGGCCGCCGACGGCGGGGGCGCCGUGGAGAACUUCGCGGCCGCGCGGCAGGUGUCCCGCCAGACGUUCCUCGCCCACGGGGACGACUUCCGCUUCCAGACCAGCCACUUCCACCGCGACCAGCUCUACCAGCAGCACUACCAGUGGGACCCGCAGUUCGCCCCGGGCCGCCCGCAGGGCCUGUUCGAGAAGCUGCGCGCCGGCCGCCCGGGCUUCGCGGACCCCGAGGACUUCGCCCUGGGCGCCGGGCCGCGUCUCCCGGAGCUGGGCCUGGACGCCCACCAGCGGCUGGACUACGUGCCGUCCAGUGAGUCGCGCGAGGUCCGCCAUGGCUCAGACCCGGCCUUCGGGCCCCGGGGCCUGGAACCCGGUGGGGCCCCGCGCCCUAACCUGGGCCUACGCUUCCCCUGCCAGGCAGCGGCGAGGCUGGGCCCGGAGGCGGGGCUGCAGGCAGAGCCCGAGCGCAGGGCGGGGCCGGAGGGGCGGGCGGGGCUGAGGCACUGGCGCCUGGCCUCCUACCUGAGCGGCUGCCAUGGGGAGGACGCGGGGGAAGAUGGCCUGCCGGCGCCCAUGGAGUCCGAGGCCUAUGACGACGACGUGCUGGUGUCCGGGGGCCGGGCGGCCGCCGGGGACCUGCUGCCCUCGUCUUUCCGCGGGCCCUCGGCCUUCCCGGCCAAGGGCUCCGGCAGCGGGGGCGGCGAGGGCGCGGAGCGCGAGGGCCCGGAGGAGGCGGGCCUGGCCAAGCAGGACUCCUUCCGCUCGCGCCUGAACCCGCUGAUCCAGCGCAGCUCCCGGCUGCGCUCCUCGCUCAUCUUCGCGGCACAGGCGGAGGGCACUGGCGGGGCCGCCACCGAAAAGGUGCAGCUGCUGCACAAGGAGCAGGCGGUGCACGAGGCGGUGGGCCCCGGGGGCGAGGCCGUGCGCUCCGCCGCCUCCACCAAGGUGGCCGAGCUCCUGGAGAAGUACAAGGGCCCCGCGCGCGACGCCAGCGGCGCCCCGGCCACGGCCGUCACCGCCUCCAGCCACAGCAAAGCCGUCCUGUCCCAGGCGUGGCGGGAGGAGGCGGGGCCCGCGGGGCCCGAGCGGCGCAGCCUCGAGAGUUGCCUGCUGGACCUCCGCGACUCCUUCACGCAGCGGCUGCACCAGGAGGCCGAGCGGCAGCCCGGGGCCGCCACGCUCACGGCCGCCCAGCUGCUCGACACGCUGGGCCGGAGCGGCCCCGGCCCCGACAGGCUGCCCUCCCGCUUCCUCCUGACCCAGGGCCUCUCCUCUUCCCCGCAAGGGCAGGACGGCCCCCCGGUGGACGCGCCCCACUCGGAGCAAAAAGGGAACCCCACCUCGGCCUACCCCGAGCGGAAGGGCAGUCCCACUCCUGGGUUUCCCACUCGCAGAGGUAGCCCGACCCCAGGAUUGCCUGAGCGCCAGGGCAGCCCCACCGCCGCCUACCCCGAGCGCAGGGGCAGCCCGGUGCCCCCCGUGCCCGAGCGCAGGGGCAGCCCGGUGCCCCCCGUGCCCGCGCGCAGGGGCAGCCUCACCCUUGCCUUCGCGGGAGAGGCCCAGAAGGCCGGGCCCGCGGAGGAGACGCCCACGGGCCCCAUGGAGGUGCUGCGCAAGGGCUCCCUGCGCCUCCGGCAGCUGCUGAGCCCCAAGAGCGAGCGGCGCGCGGAGGAUGAGGGCGGCUUCGCGGCGCCGCAGGAGAACGGGCAGCCCGAGAGCCCCCGCCGGCCCUCGCUGAGCCGCGGGGACAGCACGGAGGCUGCCGCUGGGGAGGAGCGGAGCCCGCGGGCGCGCAUGGCCUCAGCCACGGCCAACGCCUUGUACAGCAGCAACCUGCGCGACGACACCAAAGCCAUCCUGGAGCAGAUCAGCGCCCACGGCCAGAAGCACCGCGGGGCCCCCACCCCCUCCCCGGCCCACAGCAGCCCGGAGCUGGGCCGCCCGCCGGCUGCCAGCGGCCUGGCCCCCGACAUGUCCGACAAGGACAAGUGCUCGGCCAUCUUCCGCUCGGACAGCCUGGGGGCCCAGGGCCGGGUGAGCCGCACGCUGCCCGCCAGCGCCGAGGAGCGCGACCGGCUGCUGCGACGCAUGGAGAGCAUGCGCAAGGAGAAGCGCGUCUAUAGCCGCUUCGAGGUCUUCUGCAAGAAGGAGGAGGCGGGCGGCCCCGGCGGGGGCGCAGGGGAGGGCGCGGCGGAGGACGACGCCAGGGACAGCAAGGUGGGCAAGUUCAUGCCCAAAAUCCUGAGUUCAUUCAAGAGCAAGAAGUGAGCGUCCCGGCCAGCAGCCCGCCAGGGUCUCCGCACCCCUGCUGCCUGCCAGCAGGGCACUCGGUCCUCGGGCGCAGAAGCUAGGAACCCGGAUGAGCACAGCCAGAGCUCAGCUCCCCUGGGGCUCACCCCGUGCCUGCCCUGGCCUCCGCUUUGGGGCUGCAGCCGCUCACUGCCCCCUGCCUUCUUCCCGGCUGUCUUGUCUCCUCAGCACUUCCAUCUCCAGGCCCCACCCCCCUCAGGCAUCUGCCUCCCUAUCUCUUUGGGCUUCAGAUCCUCCGAGUCUUCAUGCACCUCAGGGACCCAUCCCUUUGUGCCUUAGUCCCCACUUCUCUGGGGGCCUCACAUCUCAGGGCUUCUAUGUCUCAGGGUUCCCCUCUGUGCACCCUCCUGGCUACACCACAUCUUCACUUCGCUGCCUCUGCCGCCGCUGGGCCUCCCACUGCCUCAGGCCUCCCAUCACUUCCCGCCCCGUCCAUCUGCCCACUUGCUUGGCGGCCCUUCCUCUCCUGCAGGGAGGUGGGGCAGGGGGAGUGGGGGAGCAGAGGGGUCCUGGAAGGGCUGCCCUGCCCCUAGACCUGAGCACACCUGGCCACCCCUCCAGCAAGGUCCUCAGCCAGGAUGUCAGCUCCAAGCCUCAGUGAUGGACGGUGUGGGGCCCCAGCCUUGCGAAGGGUCCCCAUGUGCCCUGACUGACGGCCAGUCAGCCCAGAAGGGGCUGGCUGUGGAGUGUCUGUACCUGCCCAGGUGAGGCAGAGGACGGCCUCCUGGCACUGAGCCCUGGCCCAUGGAUGUCCCAGCGGUCCGAGCUCCACCCCGCCCUGCACCCUCUCGGUCACCGCUUGCCUUUCCCGUGUCCUCGCCGGCAGUGACUGGGUUUGAAAUGACACCUUUUGGCACCAAGUGCUCAGGCAGUCUCCGCCACAGGUUCUCCUCUUGUGAAAUGAGUGUUUCUGCCGUUUCUUCUCGGAUAGCUUUUGGUUUUUUAAGUAAGAAACCCAACCGCCCAGAUGGGAAAGGUCUAAGAAAGGGGGCACUG
This is a messenger RNA of Pipistrellus kuhlii (Kuhl's pipistrelle), 5556 nucleotides long. It is a transcript of the gene SACK1H, whose product is annotated as family with sequence similarity 83 member H. The transcript is spliced from 5 exons. Bases 415 to 4518 code for a protein of 1367 amino acids. Gene Ontology annotation, biological process: positive regulation of cell migration; protein localization to cytoskeleton; intermediate filament cytoskeleton organization. NCBI's taxonomy places the organism in Eukaryota, Metazoa, Chordata, Mammalia, Chiroptera, Vespertilionidae. Gene Ontology annotation, cellular component: keratin filament. Gene Ontology annotation, molecular function: keratin filament binding. The record is from RefSeq and is a predicted model, not a curated record.